GUCCAAAAGAAACAGACUUCCUUCCUAGCAACGAGUAAUGGAGGACUAACAACUGUUUACAAAAUGUGAAAAUCUUUUUUUCUUUUAAUCUAAAGACCAAGGUUGAAAUGGCAGACAUACAAAAACCAGGAAGCCCUACAAAGAGGGUAACCAUGGCCGCUCCCCAUAGCGCUGGUUCCUCAGGUCAAAGGUCAGCACCAGGAAGUGGGAGAAAAUCACCUACGGAUUACUCCCGUCCCAUUGUAAGAAGUGCUGUCAGAAGAUGGAAGCGUAUGCAUGAACAAAGCAUGAUGGAGAAACUAGUGGGAAUGCGGAAUGAGAAAAAACAGCAAGUCAAAACUUCCAAAGAAAGCGCUAAGAAGCUUGCACGCAAGAUUCCUAUUGAAGUUCUGGCAAGAGAUUGGUUAAAUGAAAAUGAGGCCACAUUGGAAGUUAGAACAUAUAUGGUUGACAAAGUUCUUCCAAAUUUGAUUCUUGGAGUAGAAAAAUUAUUGUCAGAAGCAGACAAACGAGGAUUGACAGAUGGAAAUGGUGAAGAUCCUGAUUUUAAUCCUAUUAAUUUCUUAGCCCAAUACAUGAUGAGAAACAAUCCUAGGUAUAGCAACUUUUCAGAAGCCUCACCCUAUGUGAGAGGAAUCAGAGAAGUUUCUGAAGAAUUGAAGAAACAACUUUUCAACAUUGAAGAUAAUAGAUUAGCUAGAAUUAAAGCUGAAGCAAAGCGCCGACGAGAAGAGCGAGAUAAAUUAGAGAGACUGAAGCAAGAGGAACGAGAUAGAAGAGAGACCAAAUUCAUGAAACAAUUUGAAGAAUGGCAUGUUCAGCCAGAUGGCAGAGUAGAACUUUCUCUUGUACAAAAUGCCCUAAGAUCAUUUGCUGAAAUAGCUGAGAAUUUCCCAGAAGAUUUAAAGGAUGGGUAUAAACUUAGCCGUGCCCUGGAACCAACAGAUGAGUCAGGGAAAGCACUAUCUGUCAAAGAAUUUGCUAAGUACUUGACAAUGUUUGUGGAUGACUUUAACUUUGAGGUGUUUGAGCAGUUCAUGCAGCACCUGUCUCUAUGUGCUGACUCCUAUCGUGCUGCCUCUAACAGGGAACAGAGGAGAAUUGUACUCACCAAUCUCUUCAUCUCGUGCGACCACAGUGGAAUUGGGUUGUUAGACAGACACAGAAUUCUCAGUCUUUUUGAGGCAUUCUGGGAUUCAAUUAAAGAGGACAUCAAGAAGAAUGUACGAAACCCUCGCAGAUGGCCUGUUGCUGAGGUGGAUGAAGUGGAGGAUAUCUUUGAUGAUGAUGGAGUGACCACUCCCGUUCCCAAAGUGGCUGAGCCGACUCCUGCUUCCCCAACCCCUGCACCAGCUGAACCUGCUCCAGAAAAAACAGAAGAGACCGAGCAAGGAGGUGAAGAAAAAAUAGAAAUUCCAGCCACAACUGCUCAAAGUAAACCUGUUACACCAGAAAUUGAACCAGAAACAAAACCAAGCACAGCAGAACCACCAGCUGAAAAACCAGCUCCUUCACCAAAACCAGAAGAAGCUGGAAAACCGGGAGUGGAAGUGUUAACAGUUUCUGUGGAAGAAUCAGAUGAGGCCAACAAGUCUGAAGAGCCCAAAAUGGAGGAGAAACAAGAGGAAAAACCAACAGAGGCAACAGAGGAGGCCAAAAGUGAGGAGAAAAAAGAGGAACAAGGAGAAACUAAAACUGCUACACCUCCUCCAACUGAAGAAAAGACAGAACCAGAAAAAUCUGAGAUUAAAGCUGAACCAGAGAAGACAGAAGAAAAGGAUGAGCCAAAAGUUACAGAAAAAGAGGCAUCUUCUGUAGGAGAGGGAGAAAAAGACACAGCUGUUACAAAAACGUCUGAGGCUCCAUCUUCAGUGACUACAACCACAGAGGAAGAGAAGGGCAAUGUCAAGUUUGCUGUUGGCACAACCUUCAACAGAGAAAAGACAGCAUUAACCACAAUGAGCAAGGGCUCUGGACAGUCAGCCUUUGAUGAGAACUCCCUCAAUGUCUCCCAGUUUGUCACCCUCACAGAAACCUUCCUGGGUAAUGAACCGACCAAGGAAUCAUUUAACAUGCUGACUAAAUAUGUCAAGGAUGGCUACGAAGAGACAGAGGAAGAGAAGAUGGAAAGAUUGAUGAAGGCUAGAAAGGAGGCACUGUCUACCCAGAGGAAGCACAUGAUGGACUCGCUCUUUGAGAAGUGGGACAAUGACGGCUGUGGAUAUCUGGACAUGGAGGAUGUGGAAACUGUGAUGCAGAAGUACAAGGAGGGCCAAGAAAACGAGGCCAUUGUUAGAGCCAAGUCUGGAUUGAAGAAACAGUCUAAAUAUGCUGAUAACAGACUAAGUAAGAGGGAAUUUCGAACGUUUGUACAACUGGUGGUCGAUGAAAUGCCAGGAGCAGAUUCCUUUGAUUACUUUGUAGAGUUCCUAGUCAAUAGUGUGGAGCGAUCCUAUGCUGAAAGGAUCCGUGGAGAGGCCAGAAAGAAGUGGCUGCAGCAGAUAGUGACAGCAGCAGAGACUGGUGGAGCAAGCAUGGAACCAGUUUACAGGGCUGUAUUCAAUGCUCUCUAUAAGGAUGCUGAGGCACAUGGUGGAGGAAAGAGAAUAAGCGCCAACAUAGCAAUGCUGGAGAGAAACACCAUGGAUCCUGACCGAGGCAGCGUCUGCCUACGUUAUGUGGCAGCUACCAUGGAGGAUGCUGACUACCUCCUAGGAAAAAUUCUGUACAAAGACAUGAAAGGCAUCAGUUUUGCUGCAGUAGAGAGUGGUAAACCAAUCCAUGUUCCAAGAGUGGCUAACCAUGGAAACAUUCAGUUCUGGAAUCCAUAUAGGCAACCCGAGGACAGGGAGGGCUCUUUUAUAGUGGUGCCACUGAAGGACAAGAGGAAGAGAGUGUUUGGAUUGCUGGGCAUUGACACCAUGAAUGAUCACCACACCAAAACCAUCUUCAUCACUCAUGAAAUUCAGUUCUUCCAGGGAGUGGCCAAAUCUUUUAGUAUUUCAUACCACAACAUAGAUAUGAAGAAGAAACUUCUAAGAAUUACAGAAAGUGCGGUCUCCUGGAUUCAUCGCCGAAGUCCACAUGUACAAGAAAUCGUUACUUACAUGGUGGAACCAGGCAUGGAUCAGAGCGACUACAUCCUGCGGAAGAUGAUGAUUACGGAUGAGAAGGGCAAUGUCCAGAACCUGCUUAGUCCUCCAAGGCUUGAGAGAAAGGAUAACUUGUUUAGAGAUUAUUUAUUCAAGUGUGUGGACAACUCAGAGACCGUAUCAGCUGAUGCCUAUGGACAGCGCCAUCUAGCGUUCCCUCUCCGUGACGACCAAGGCAAAGCGGUGGCAGUGGUGGACAUCAGUAUAGGAGAACUCAAGAACUUACCCGAGCAUGAGAACAGGGAGGUCCAACGAAUGCUCAAACUUCUGAACCAGGCUCACAAAGAAAUCACCAAGGAGUUCUCCGGGGAGGCAGACAAAACCGUGGUUCUUGAGGCUGAAAAAGAUGAUGAUAACAGAAUGGACAUCAUGUUCGACAGACUUAUGCUGAUGGAACUCAGAGAAAAUGUCUCCAAAAUUGACUCCAAGUCUUUUGCUGAAUUACGUAGCUACAAUGAGCCACCUAAAAUUGUGCAAAAUAUUGUCAAGGCAGUGGUUGCCAUCUUCCAUUUGGAGCAGGUGGAGAGUGGAGAACUGGAUGAUUGGACCAAUCUGAGAAAUUUUAUCAACAAUGAACUGCUGCAAAAGAUAACAGAAUAUGAUCCCACUGCAGCCAGUGACCAUGCUCUCAUCCCUCCCGAAAAACUAGAAGUCUUCUUAAAAGAUGUACCCCAUGGAGAGGUUGGAAAGUUUGGAUCAAUUCCUGCCCAGAAUAUGUAUAACUGGGUGUUUGUGUGCAUCUCGCUGAUCGAGCACACAAUAAAAAUGAGGGAGAACAAUGGCGGCAAUGUGGCUGCCUCUACACAUCAGUCCGACACAACACGCUAAAAUGAGGAUACGACCUUUGACCCUCAAGACAGAAACCUAAAACACACCCAUCAGACAUUAUUGUAAAAUUCUUAUACGACUUUUAAAGACUGUAAUACGACAUAAUACCAUUUGAUUACACAAAAAUAUAUUUAUUUUUUUUAUCAAUUGAUUAAAUAAAUAAUGUGCUGUACUGAUGUACAUAUUGAUGCUCCUACGUAACAUACUGUAAGUUGAAUUCUGUCUGUGAUACAUGUACUUGGAAACAUUGUAUAUGUGUGAUAUUAAAACUGAUGUUUGAAAUAUCAAAUUGAAUAUUUCCAUUUUUGUUGAGUAUACAAUGUCACUUUUGAAUUGUUUUCCACUGACUGCCAACUCAGCUGCUAUGUUUAACUUAAAUACAAACAAUGACUAUUAAAAUUGUUUCUUUGUUGUCAACUAUAUACAUGUCAUGAAAAUUGGUUUAAACAAUUUCUUGAACUGUAAUCUGUGAUCCCACUUUGAAGAAUUGAUUUUCUUUACUUUUUACUGCUUUUGAUGUUAUUGAAUAUGAUGUUAGUGCAUGCAUAUUGGUGUACUGAUCAUUAAAUUAAACACAAAUGAAAGGAUA
Messenger RNA from Magallana angulata, 4569 nucleotides. RefSeq names its product EF-hand calcium-binding domain-containing protein 5-like. The transcript is spliced from 21 exons. Lineage: Eukaryota; Metazoa; Mollusca; Bivalvia; Ostreida; Ostreidae. Gene Ontology annotation, molecular function: calcium ion binding; protein binding. Bases 108 to 3980 code for a protein of 1290 amino acids. The record is from RefSeq and is a predicted model, not a curated record.